Exophiala bonariae is the source of this 936-nucleotide messenger RNA. It is a transcript of the gene PPH1, whose product is annotated as Serine/threonine-protein phosphatase PP2A catalytic subunit. Gene Ontology annotation, biological process: mitotic cell cycle. Gene Ontology annotation, molecular function: protein serine/threonine phosphatase activity. The record is from RefSeq and is a predicted model, not a curated record. The transcript has 4 exons. Gene Ontology annotation, cellular component: cytosol. Bases 1 to 936 code for a protein of 311 amino acids. Lineage: Eukaryota; Fungi; Ascomycota; Eurotiomycetes; Chaetothyriales; Herpotrichiellaceae.
AUGCCUGCUACCGAAUCUCAAUCCACUGGCGAUCUGGACGCCUGGAUCGCCCAAUUGCUUCAGAUCAAACAGCUAACGGAAUCCGACGUCGCCAGGCUUUGUGAAAUGGCCCGAGAAGUCCUUCAAGAAGAAUCGAAUGUCCAAGCAGUCAAAGCUCCAGUUACUGUUGUAGGUGACAUCCACGGCCAGGUCUCAGAUCUUUUUGAGUUGUUUCGCAUCGGUGGCAAUUGUCCAGACACGAAUUACCUUUUCAUGGGAGAUUAUGUGGACAGAGGUUACUACAGUAUUGAAUCCGCCAGUAUACUCGUCGCUUUGAAAUGCAGAUACCCCAAACGAAUCACCUUGACCCGCGGCAACCAUGAAUCGAGACAAAUCACCCAAGUCUACGGUUUCUACGACGAAUGCCUCCGAAAAUAUGGAAAUGCAAACGUCUGGAAAUAUUUCACCGACCUCUUCGACUAUCUCCCCCUCACAGCCCUAAUUGAAAAUCAAAUCUUCUGCCUUCACGGAGGCCUUUCCCCCAGUAUUGACACCCUCGACAACAUUCGAUCCCUCGACCGAAUCCAAGAAGUACCUCACGAAGGCCCCAUGUGCGAUUUGCUUUGGAGCGACCCCGACGACAGAUGCGGAUGGGGAAUCAGCCCCAGAGGCGCAGGCUACACAUUCGGCAGUGACAUUUCUGAAGCUUUCAAUCACAACAAUGGUCUGACACUGGUUGCAAGAGCACAUCAACUCGUUAUGGAAGGCUACAAUUGGUCACACGACAGAAACGUGGUCACAGUCUUUUCAGCCCCCAACUAUUGCUACCGAUGUGGAAAUCUCGCUGCGGUCAUGGAAAUCGACGAAAAUCUCAAGUACACAUUCCUACAAUUCGAUCCAUGUCCACGAACAGGAGAACCCAUGGUCAGCCGCAGAACACCUGACUACUUCCUCUGA